Rhinolophus ferrumequinum (greater horseshoe bat) is the source of this 2249-nucleotide messenger RNA. RefSeq names its product adiponectin receptor 1 (gene ADIPOR1). Lineage: Eukaryota; Metazoa; Chordata; Mammalia; Chiroptera; Rhinolophidae. The transcript is spliced from 8 exons. Gene Ontology annotation, molecular function: signaling receptor activity. Gene Ontology annotation, biological process: adiponectin-activated signaling pathway. The coding region runs from base 409 to 1536 and encodes 375 amino acids. The record is from RefSeq and is a predicted model, not a curated record. Gene Ontology annotation, cellular component: plasma membrane.
CCGGUGGGGCGCGGGGACCCCGGGCGCCUCGGCCCAGGCCUGCGGCGGGGCGUCCUCGGCCCGAGACCCCGGGACCCCGCGGGCCUCCGGCUGUUCUGCGGUCCGGGUUGUAAACAUUUCCGGCCCCGCCCACUGCGCGCCGCCUCCCCGGCGACCUCAGAGCCGCUGAGGGCGUGGGGGCUGCCGGCUGCCCAGCGGCCAGCAGUCCCGGCCGUGCUGUGUUCCCGGCCCCCAGCGCGUGAGACGUCAGGACUCGGGCUCUGACUCGGGACGGGUCAGGCCAGAGCUAAGUCCGCUCCACAGGCUGCCGCCCAAGUGUCUGCCAUCACACGGAGAUCUCUGCCCUCCGGGGCUGGGGCCCCAGCCUUUCCCUGGGCUGAAACUGCAGGAUAGCAAGGGACCAGCCAGAUGUCUUCUCACAAAGGGUCUGCGGUGGUACAGGGCAGCGGGGCUCCUGCCAGUAACAGGGCGGCAGACACGGUGGAGCUGGCGGAGCUGGGACCCCUGCUGGAAGAGAAGGGCAAACGGGUAAUCGCCACGCCAAGCAAAGCUGAAGAAGAGCAAGCAUGCCCAGUGGCCCCAGAAGAGGAGGAGGAGGUGAGGGUCCUGACACUUCCCCUGCAAGCCCACCACGCCAUGGAGAAGAUGGAGGAGUUUGUGUACAAGGUGUGGGAAGGCCGCUGGAGGGUCAUCCCGUACGACGUGCUCCCGGACUGGCUGAAAGACAACGACUACCUGCUGCACGGCCACCGGCCGCCCAUGCCCUCCUUCCGCGCUUGCUUCAAGAGCAUCUUUCGCAUCCACACAGAGACCGGCAAUAUCUGGACCCAUCUGCUUGGUUUCGUACUGUUCCUCUUUUUGGGAAUCUUAACCAUGCUCAGGCCAAAUAUGCACUUCAUGGCCCCCCUGCAGGAGAAGGUGGUUUUCGGGAUGUUCUUCCUGGGCGCCGUGCUAUGCCUCAGCUUCUCCUGGCUCUUCCACACCGUCUACUGUCAUUCAGAGAAAGUCUCUCGCACUUUUUCCAAACUGGAUUAUUCAGGGAUUGCUCUGCUGAUUAUGGGGAGCUUCGUCCCCUGGCUCUACUACUCCUUCUACUGCUCCCCACAGCCACGGCUCAUCUACCUCUCCGUUGUCUGUGUUCUGGGCAUCUCUGCCAUCAUCGUGGCCCAGUGGGACCGGUUUGCCACUCCCAAACACCGGCAGACAAGAGCAGGCGUGUUCCUGGGCCUGGGCCUGAGCGGUGUGGUACCCACGAUGCAUUUCACCAUCGCCGAGGGCUUUGUCAAGGCCACCACGGUGGGCCAGAUGGGCUGGUUCUUCCUCAUGGCCGUGAUGUACAUCACUGGGGCCGGCCUCUACGCGGCUCGAAUCCCUGAGCGCUUCUUUCCUGGAAAGUUUGACAUUUGGUUCCAGUCUCAUCAGAUUUUCCACGUCCUGGUGGUGGCGGCAGCCUUUGUCCAUUUCUACGGGGUCUCCAACCUGCAGGAAUUCCGCCACGGCCUGGAAGGCGGCUGUACUGAUGACUCACUCCUCUGAGCCGUCUCACCGGAGGGCGGGAGGGACUUCCCAAGUGCUUUUAAACACAACUUCUUUGCUGAAGUGACAGGAAGAGUCUCAGUUGUCUGUUUCUAGAGGAAACCUCUUAGAGAGUUGAGUCCGAGCAAGCUUCAGCCCACUUCCCACCCUGGGACAGUAAAUUUUCCAUUUCCCUGGCUGAGGGAAGGUGGGGGUGGCCACACGUCACCAUGCCCCUCCUUGGCAGUCCCCUCAGCAAGGCGACUCUGUCCCUGCAGAGUACUUUGAAGCUCAUGUUGAGAUUUUACCCCUCCUCCAACCAUUUUGGGGAAAAGUGAUGAACUGGGACUCUUCGGAAAUUCUGUUUCUGGAAGAAAAAGUCCCUCCCUUACCGCGUCCUUACUUUGUAACCUGGCUUAUAACAGGCCACCGUUUUUGUAGCACACUUUUCAAAAACAAUUGUAACCGGUCCCAUCUUUCCAGGGCCUGAAUCUGCUUACACAGCAGGAAGAAUAGAGUCACCAACUUUGAUGCAGCCCGGCUAAUCAUGCAAAUGUGUCCAGGCUUCAGAUAACUUGAGUUUCAAUGUUUUUUUUUCUUGGCAGAGUAAUGUAAAAUUAAAAAGGGGAAAGAUAUUUAAUAUUUAAUACUAAGCUUUAAAAAGAAAUCUGCUAUCAUUGCUAUGUAUCUUGAUGCAAAGACUAUGGUGAUAAUAAAAGAAAGUACAGAAGACA